AUGGUGCUGAAAGACGUCCUCAGUAACCUGAAGAGUAUCAUAUAUCAGAUUAUUUGCCGCCACCGGUCCCUCGUGCGGCACGUUAAGACAGUGUAUGAGGUCCAAGGCCGUGCCUUGUCUAGAUCGUUCUCGUCGCUCUGGAACAUAUUUGAGCGCAUCACCUCAGACCCAAAAUCUGACGACUUCUCCGUGGAUAUUUUCUCCCUCGAGAACUCGCCCGUUGAAUCACUCGCCGAAUCAUCUAAAGACGAGCGCUUUCUCGACGGCGAAACGUGCCAAACCAUCACAGGGCGAUACCGCUUUUUCAGUUAUUCUGCCUUACAUUGGGCAGAACAUUAUGCGGCGGCCCAAGACCUGGCCACCCCAGAGUUGCGGAAGGCUGGCAUGACCUUCCUCGACCCUGGAAGUGCUCACUGCACGAACUGGCUGAGGUUCUAUCGUUUCGAAUCUAGCAUGGAGCAUGAUGAGCCUCCACCGGACUUCGAUGCAGUUACUUUGGCCGCCUACUUCGACAUUCAUCACAUUGUCGCCGAGUUAUUGGACACCAACAACUCCUAUCCCCAGUCAGGGAAAAACCACGCUCUAUUCUGGGCAUCCAAAAUGGGUCGCAGCAAGAGUAUCGAAGUGCUCCUUCGGGCAGGUGCGGAACCCAACCAUCAGAUUGUGGAUCGACAGACUGCACUGACAGUCGCUGCUCAGGGCGAUUAUCUUGAUGCUGUGGCACUGCUUCUGUUAGAUGAAACAACGGAUAUCAAUCUGAGAGGGAAGGCUGGCCGGACCGCUCUGUCUUUCGCCUGCGGAAAUGGCCAUUUAGACCUUAUCGCAACCCUUCUGAAGCGGGAUGAUUGUGAACCUGACGAGCCAGAUAGUUCUGUCUUGACGCCUCUCUUCUGGCCCGUCGGCGGAGGCCAUAUCAGCACAAUCUCGACGUUACUACAGCAUCCCGCUAGAGACGGGCUGGUGAGGCCCUUAGAGCAUCUGUUGAGAAGCACCUGCAUCGAUCCCAACCUCGCAGAUAAGAAUGGCCAAUCACCCUUGUCAUGGGCGGCAGGAAACGGUCACGACGGAACCGUGCGGGCCCUUCUACGAGGCAGCCGAGUAGACAAGGCUAGUCUCGACAACGACAGCAGAGGUGCGGAUUUUCGGGCAUGCGAAGGUGGACACGAAGCUGUGCUGAGUACAUUGAACAACUUUCCCGGCAUGAUCGACGUACUCCUCUCGACGGGAUCUAUCAACGUCGACAAGAGAGACUGCGGUGGCAGGACUGCCUUGUAUUGGGCAGUCGAGUAUGGCCAUCUCGACAUGGUAAAAGCCCUUAUUGGUAAAGGCGCCGAUGUGCGAUCGACAAGCAACGGAAGAAGCACACCAAUCUCCGUCGCGAGAGCUUUUGGCCGGGAUGACAUGGUCAGCUUUCUCUAA
Molecule: messenger RNA, 1419 nt
Organism: Phialemonium atrogriseum
Lineage: Eukaryota; Fungi; Ascomycota; Sordariomycetes; Cephalothecales; Cephalothecaceae
Product: ankyrin repeat-containing domain protein
Exons: 5
Coding region: 1-1419 (472 amino acids)
Molecular function (GO): protein binding
Source: RefSeq, a predicted model, not a curated record